UCCUCUGCCGGAGAAAACUGAGCUGUCAAAAAGUUAUUGCUAACUCAUCAUUCCAUUUCUUUGGUUCCUUGAACCGGAGCAUCUGUCCGUCUCUGUGCCACCGCAGUAGUUCCUCACCUCGGCCACGCGAUCCUCUUCCACGCUUAAGCAACAAACGACAAUAAGCUUAUUGGAAGAGGAGUUGUUAAAGCGUAUAUAUACAGUGACAAGUUCCAAGUGUUGCGAUUUGCAGGAAGCGAUGGGGAAUUUGUUUGUGAAGAAACCAAAGAUCACAGAUGUUGAUCGAGCAAUUCUCUCCCUCAAAACCCAACGCCGCAAGCUUGCACAAUAUCAGCAAAAGCUUGAAGAAGUUAUUGAAGCAGAAAAGCAAGCUGCUAGAGAGUUGAUUCUUCAGAAGAGAAAGGAUAGAGCCUUGCUAGCAUUAAAGAAGAAGAAAACACAAGAAGAACUGUUGAAACAAGUGGAUACAUGGCUUAUUAAUGUUGAGCAACAAUUGGCAGAUAUUGAACUAGCCAGCAAGCAGAAAGCUGUUUUUGAAAGUUUAAAGGCAGGUACUGAUACAGUUAAGGCAAUACAAAGUGAGAUCAACUUGGAUGAUGUGCAAAAGCUAAUGGAUGAUACUGAGGAAGCUAAAGCUUAUCAAGAUGAAAUUAAUGCCAUCUUGGGGGAGAAAUUAUCAGCAGAAGACGAAGAAGAGAUCUUAGCUGAAUUCGAGAACUUAGAAGCUCAGCUCACUGUUGAAGACUUGCCAGAAGUUCCUACUCCAUUGCCCUCUAAGGAACAUGAAGAAAAGUUGGAUCUUCCUGAUGUGCCAACCAAACCACCAGUUGCUCCUCAUGCAGUUGGAGAUGAUGCUGAAACUGCAUCAGCUGAACUUUCCACAAAUAGGAAAGUUUUGGAGGAACCAUUGCCUGCAUGAAUUGUGAAUACAGUUAAAUUAGCACAACAGUUACAUGAGCUGCUGGCUGUCCUGGAUACAUUUUCUCACUCCAGGUUGUGUUAUCUACACAUUUUCUCUUCACAAAUUUGUCACUUCAAUUUAGUGAGGUAUUGCAAUUUCUUGCAUGUAAAUUCAGAUUUACAGUCACAAUAAAGUUACUAGAUUUGUUUAUAUCAGUAAAAUUAUCAUAUGCUGCCUGUAUGCCUUACUUACAGUAGUCAGGUUCCCAAUGCAAUGGAACUUGUUUUCUUGUU
Molecule: messenger RNA, 1194 nt
Organism: Ricinus communis (castor bean)
Lineage: Eukaryota; Viridiplantae; Streptophyta; Magnoliopsida; Malpighiales; Euphorbiaceae
Product: vacuolar protein sorting-associated protein 20 homolog 2
Exons: 7
Coding region: 239-919 (226 amino acids)
Biological process (GO): late endosome to vacuole transport via multivesicular body sorting pathway; vesicle budding from membrane
Cellular component (GO): ESCRT III complex; multivesicular body
Source: RefSeq, a predicted model, not a curated record